Messenger RNA from Trachymyrmex cornetzi, 606 nucleotides. Its product is annotated as multidrug resistance-associated protein 4-like. Gene Ontology annotation, molecular function: ATP hydrolysis activity; ATPase-coupled transmembrane transporter activity; ATP binding. The transcript has 3 exons. The coding region runs from base 1 to 606 and encodes 201 amino acids. Gene Ontology annotation, biological process: transmembrane transport. The record is from RefSeq and is a predicted model, not a curated record. Lineage: Eukaryota; Metazoa; Arthropoda; Insecta; Hymenoptera; Formicidae. Gene Ontology annotation, cellular component: membrane.
AUGAGCGACGAAUCAGAGGGUCACACAUCAAAUGGACAAAGUCGAUACGAGAUUGGCUUGCACGAUCUGCGUUCUAAGAUCAGCAUCAUCCCGCGAGAACCGUUUCUGUUCUCCGGCAGCCUGAGACAGAACCUCGAUCCGUUCGACUUGUAUACGGACGAACCACUACGGCGAGCUCUAGACAAAGUCGAAUUGAAGGAGAUGGGCUUGGAAGUCCACAUCAAUGAGGGCGAUUCUAAUCUCAGAGUCGGCCAACGACAAUUGGUCUGCUUGGCGCGAGCUAUUGUGAGGAACAAUCCAAUACUCGUGCUGGACGAGGCGACCGUGAAUGUGGACCCGCGAACAGACGAACUUAUACAGACAACUAUCAGGAAAAAAUUCGAGAAGUGUACAAUGCUAACGAUUGCUCAUCGACUCAACACCGUUAUGGACAGCGAUCAUAAUUUUAUAUAUCGUACGCAGGAAUUCGAUCAUCCUUACAUGCUGCUGCAAAAAGACACGGGCUACUUGAAAAGCAUGGUGCAGGAGACCGGCAAGGCGAUGGCGGAGGUCCUGGCUUCCGUCGCCCAUAACUGCCAUCAGAAUCGUGGAUUCACGGCGUUUUGA